Messenger RNA from Bactrocera neohumeralis, 2323 nucleotides. RefSeq lists its product as uncharacterized. The transcript has a single exon. The coding region runs from base 1 to 1800 and encodes 599 amino acids. The record is from RefSeq and is a predicted model, not a curated record. NCBI's taxonomy places the organism in Eukaryota, Metazoa, Arthropoda, Insecta, Diptera, Tephritidae.
AUGAAAAACCAAUUACAUUUAAAUUUAAAUGUAACGGGAACAUUGAAUGUUGAUAAUGAUGGUAAUGCGAGUGAUUCGAUGGAAGCAGCAGCAGCAGCAGCAGCAGUAGCAGUAUCUAAGUUAAAAUGGGAUGGUGUUAAUGUAGAAACCGUCACAACAGUGCCUCAACAACAACAACAACUACAACCACACGAACAAAAACAACAUCAACAACAAAUACUAGAAGCAGAACAACAACAACUUAGGAAAGCAUAUAGCAAAAUCGAAGCAAUUGCAGUGGGACAGUCGUCUACAACUACAACAACAAAAACCACAAUUAGAGGAGACGUGGGAACAGUAGCAGCAGCAACAAAACGAGUAGCGACAUCGUUAUCAUCAUCACCGUCAUUGUUGAAUUCAUCAUCAACGGCAUUAGCUAAAUUUAACCGAAUCAUCGACAGUACAAUGCCGGCAACUAACUAUUAUCAGCACCAUUUGCAACAGCAGCAGCAAGCGCAAGAGAGCAUGCAACAUGCCAUAUGCGCCGGUGCAGCACCACCAGCAACGCUGAGUGAUGCACUACAGCAGCGCCUAGCGCUCGUCUAUCCCGACAUUGUCUCGACCGAUUCGCAAACGAAAAAAAUUAAUUUCACAACAGCAGCAGCAGCGGCGGCAACAGCGAAGACAACAGCAACAACCGCACAAACAGCAAAACCGAAAGCGAAAGUGAAAGGAAAAUCCGGUGCAACGCAUGAUCGUUCGCGUACAACGCGAGCGGAAAUAGCGACGGAAGUGGAAGCGGCAGCCUUGACGGCCGCAGCUGCUGCAACAGCGCCAUCAAACGACGAUAAUCAAAUGAAACGAAAUGAUGUGCAUUAUUUGUUGAAACAAUUAAAUAGUUUUAGUGAUAUAGAAGAAAUAGAAAUUGUUGAUAUGGAGCAAAGACAGCGACAGCUGGAUGAACAACAGCAGCUGACACAGCAGCAACAGCAACAGCAUAUGGGCCACGGCGUGGACAAGGCACACUCACCGACAGCGCAAUCGCUUGUGAUAACCUCGCCAUCGUCGCUGUCACACAAAGGCAUACGACGUUACGCCUCACUGCACCAACAGCAGUGCACGCAAUAUCCGCUCGACAGCGACGAGGCGAUCGACAGCGUCGAUCAACAGCAAUAUUUGCUGCAACAAUUCGACGACUACCUUUUUCAGUCCUGCCACUAUUUGGAGACAAAUUAUUUUGCCGCCAACUAUCGCACUGCCAUGGUUGAGAGCAGCUCACACGAGUUCCGACCAUCGACGACGACGACAACGGGCACAUCGGCCGCAUCUGUCUCAUCGGAGCAAUCCCUCGAGCUGCACGAGACCGAGCCGCCGAGCGUCAUCUGCAAGGCACCACCGCCACCAGCGCCUGCCACACCAACACCAUCUUCAAGCGGCGUCGACGUGCCGACAACACCCAGACGCUACGGCAUGCAAGCGCGUCUGACCAGCAGCGGCGUACAAACCGAGCUCACCGCCACUUCACUAAUGGAGGCGUCGCUGGCAAAGAGCAGCAGUAGUUCCGCUAGCUCUGAAGAGCAGCGCCGGCGUGCGCCAUUCUUCAAGUGCUGCUACACGCCUAUAGAUCGCUGGCGUGAAAAGCGUAGUGCAGCACACACAGCGGCGGCAGCGCAAAAGCGCGGCAGUCGACAAAGUGAGCGACCAAGUGUCACUGCAGCUACAGCGUCGGUUAGCAAACGCGGUGGCGCCUCCACCAGUGCCAGAGCGAGCAAAGCCAGUGUCGCACAGCAACAUACGCGCAAAAAUGGGCAUGCAGUCUGACAUUUCGCGUACGCAUUGGAGUGUGUAGGCGUGGGCAUGAGCGUGAGCGUGAGCAUGAACUUACUAACAAAACGAUGCAAAUUGAGAAUCCAUCAGCGUCGCUGUCUAUUUGCGAUAUCAACAAUUAUUUCUAUUUCAAAAUUAUACUUGGAAUAUUUACGCUAAUACUUUUGUAUACAUGAAGAUAUUCCAAGUAGAUUAUUUGUUUGAAAGCGCAAACUUAGAUGAUAAACUAGGAGAAGCAGCAGGAACAGUUAUUUUCUGCAGCGCAUUGAAGGCGCGUCAAUGCGUGGCAAAAAGUGAAAGAGAUUUUGAAUAUUGACAGUUGUAGUAAAGCAUAAAAUAGAAGUCUUAAAAAGUGUUCUAAAUGUUAAAGCUUUUUUAAAAAGCCUUUUAGUUGUAUGCAUGCAUGCAGGAAGUGAACCAGUCGUGUACUAAUGUCAGUUGGUACCAGUUAAACUAGUAAGCCACACACGCUAACCUCAAAGAUAAUAAAGAGCCACAAAUACGCCGCACUAAACAA